Molecule: messenger RNA, 1419 nt
Organism: Sphaeramia orbicularis (orbiculate cardinalfish)
Lineage: Eukaryota; Metazoa; Chordata; Actinopteri; Kurtiformes; Apogonidae
Product: olfactomedin-4-like
Exons: 5
Coding region: 1-1419 (472 amino acids)
Biological process (GO): signal transduction
Source: RefSeq, a predicted model, not a curated record
AUGAUCAGCACUCUGUACUUCUUAGCACUGCUGAGCUCCGCAGUGGCCUGGGGGGGUGUAGGCCUGUGGAGUGAUGGGGCUGUGAGGAAUGAGACCGGAGGUGGAAGCAAGGACAGUUGUACCUGCAAUGCUUUCCUGCCCAGUUCUACUUUUCCCAUAAAAGACCUGGUAAUGGUGGAGGAGACAGCGGUGGAGAUCUCCCACAGAUUGGAACUGGAGAUGGGCAAGAUCGAGGAAUAUGAGAUCAAGCUGACAUCGUAUGCAGAGAAGAUUGUAAAGUUAACAGCGGAAAUUGAAAAAAUGGAGAAGAAUCCUGAUGCGUACAAUGAUGCAGACAUAGAUGAUGUUAAAGUAGAGAUUAAACAAGUGGAGGCAUUGAUUAAAGAGCUGCAGAUUUCCAUCCAAGGCUCCACCACUGUCUUUGAGUCUCUACGUGUGCAGAUCACAGUCAUGGUGAGCACCCUGGACAAACUGGAGAAGACUUACGACAAGAACCUGGUAUUGGUGAAACGCCGGGAAUACAUCAAGGUGCAGCUGCAGCUUGAGGAGUGUGAGAAACGCCACCAGGAGCUCUUCAACCCCAACAUUGGUUCUUGCGCACAUACUGGCAUUAUAAAGGUCAGCAAGCCCAUUGUGAGCCAGCUGAAUGCUCAACUAAACACUGGCUACAAAUAUGGAGGCUGGGGGAAAGACUCAAAACCUCUUCCAGACAGAGAGUCCAUGUACUGGUACUCUGGAUACAGCAGCGCUUCCAUUGUUGACAUUAGGUUCUACUCUAACUAUAAAAACCUCAUUUUAAGAAACCCAUUCCAGCAUCAUACCUUACCCGGCAACUGGUAUGGUACAGGAAACAAUUUCAUCAUUCGUGAAAAUUGUCUGUAUUAUCAGAUCAACAAUCCAUUUGGUUUAGUCAAACUGAAUUUCACCACAAUGAAGUAUGAGUCCAGGGUGAUUGCCAAGUCUAGCAGUGGCUUCUCCUACAGUACCUCUGCAUACCAGAACUUUGACUUUGCCGCUGAUGAAACAGGCCUGUGGGUGACGUAUGCAACAGAGGAGUCAGGUGGCCGUAUGGUCAUUGCAAAAAUAAAUGAGCCUUCUUUUGGAGUGGAGGAAGAAUGGCAGACUAGCAUCUAUAAACCAGGUGUGAGCAAUGCCUUCAUGGUGUGUGGUGUCCUCUAUGCAGUUAGAACUGUUGAUAUCCAAAAUGAAGAAAUAUUUUACAAGUAUGACACCACGACCAAACAAGAGAGCUACAUCAGUGUCCUCUUCGAAAGGUUUCAGGAUAAGUACUCCAACCUUGACUACAACCCCACUGACCAGAAGCUCUACAUGUACAAUGAUGGCUACUAUGUUAACUACCACCUGUGGUUUAACCACACAGUUAAAGCCACUGAUGAGCCAGCAGUCCUCGUGAGUUAG